GCAGCCAACGGGCACCUUGCAUGUGGCGGGGUGAGAGGUGAAAGAUCAGGCGGGGCGGCAGGAAGAUGGCGACGCCGGCGGCGGUUGCCGGGCGGGGGACGCUGGCUCAGUGAGGGGAUGGCGGCGGCGCGGCGGGCGGCGCGCAGCGGCUGAGGCACCCCCAGUCCCCUCCCCCUGACCCUCCCGCGCCUCUGCUCUCAGCGCGCUCCCGUCGGUCGGUCGGUCGGUCGGUGGCGGCGGCGGCGGCGAGUGCCGCCCCGCGCCGCGCGCCCCCCCCCCCAUGAGCGGGGCGGGCGGGCUGGCGUGGCGCGCGCUGCACGCCGUGCUGCGCGCCCUGCUGUGCCUGCAGCGCGCGCUGCUCGCCUGCCUGCGCGGCCGCGUCGCCGCCGGGCCCCGCGCCUGGCUGUGGCGCCGCGCCGCCUCCGCCGCCGCCUCCUGCGCGCUCCUCGCCCCCGCCGGGGCCUUCGCCUUCCGCAAGGCCGGCGCGGCGCGGCGGCGGCGGGCACGGGGCGCGGCGCAGGGCCGGCAGCGCUGGCGCUCGGACGGGCGCGCCCUGCAGAAGUUGCCGGUGCACAUGGGGCUGGUGGUGACCGAGGAGGAGACGAGCUACGCGGACAUGGCCAGCCUGGUGGUGUGGUGCAUGGCGGUGGGCAUCUCCUAUGUCAGCGUCUACGACCAUAAUGGUAUUUUCAAGAGGAAUAAUUCAAGACUGAUGGAUGAAAUCUUAAAACAGCAGCAAGAACUCUUAGGCUUAGAUUGCUCCAAGUACACCGUGGAAUUUGCAAAUCAAGACAGAGCUGAUCAAGUUUUAAAUUGCCAAUCUACAUUGAAGGUGCUGUCUCCAGAAGAUGGAAAAGCAGACAUAGUAAAAGCUGCUCAGAACUUUUGUCAGUUGGUAGCACAGCAGCAAAGAACAUACACAGACCUGGAUGUGAAUGUGUUAGACAACUUAUUAAGUAGUACAAAUGGAUUUCCUGAUCCUGAUUUAGUCUUGAAGUUUGGUCCUGUGGACAGCACAUUAGGAUUCCUUCCGUGGCACAUCAGACUGACAGAGAUCAUUUCUUUGCCUUCCCACCUGAACAUCAGCUAUGAAGACUUUUUCUCUGCCCUCCAUCACUAUGCAGCCUGCGAGCAGCGCUGGGGGAAGUGACUUCUGGCUGAGCACAUGGAGUCAGGCUUCCUGUGGGAAGGAAUUAAUGUCUGUUUACAAGCACCUGUGACCCAUAAGUCUGGUUCAUAGUCCUUUCUUAAUUUAUCAACAAAUUCAAUAAAGUGUCUUACCUUUCUAGAGCGUCUGUGUGAAUGCGUGAGAAUCUAUGGGGAGGGGGAAAUUCAGAUUUCCUUUAUGAAAAAUAUGCUUAUUGCAAGUAAAGCUGUUCAGAGCUGAAUUACCCUCGCUUUCGUGACCAAAAGAAUAUAUAAGAAUUCAGUUUUGUGAAAUCUACAGGACAAUAUAAAGAGAAGUUCCCUGCCCUGAAGGUCCUUAAAUCCAAGGAAAAACUCUCAUGUCAGUUUGUUUCUUUUUAAUUCUUUAUGGUCAGGCAUUUCAGAGCUUAUCACCUGGUUUAUCUUCAGAUGUAUUUGCUAUGUAAUAUGUGAAUUCUGGAGGGGUCAAUUCUGUUAACUGAGAUCAGACGCUGCUACUUAACUGUGAUGACUAAGCCAGCGGUAGGUAUCAAGUUCUAGAAAUGCUGAGAAGGUUCCAUAAAAAGGAAUGGAAGCUUCUAUGGUAAGUGGGUUAGGUGGUUAGUGUGGCACACUCCAUCCUCUCUCUUUGUUUUGUUGUUGGUAGUUUUUUUUCUUCAAGAGGUAAAAUCAAAGUAUUCCUACAGCUCUGAGUGAAACUUCUCUUAGCAUCAGGUCAGUUUUCCAUAGGGAAUAAGCCCAAACAGUACUAUGUAUUGUUUGUAAACCUAUUUUCCCCAUAAAAUUCUCACCUAAGGUGACAAGCUGGCUCUGGCAUCACUUGCUGAAAAAUCUGAAAAUGGACCAGGUCCAGUUCCAUGGCUGAUGCGACUUGCAUGUUGUCCUCAUGUACCCGACACAGGAGUCUGCUUAAGCCUUUUACUGGAUUUGUUCUCAACUGCACAUUAGAAGUUUGAAUCAGAACCUGCAGCAGGCAAAGAAGAUGAAGUGAAGCUGCACUACAGUAUCUCUUAACUGAGAUAACUAAAUAGAUACAUUAACUAAAUGGUCUUCAUUGUGGAAUGCCCUGUGUGAGUUAUGUUCCUAUUGUUGGAAGUAAUUUGAAAUUGACAGUCUUUAUAGCAGCAUUUGGACAAAGCAAUGUCUUGAGAGCUGUGUUGCUGGAGACAGGCAUUAAUAUUGCAGCCUUCUGCCUGCAGGCUGUAGAACUGUUGAACACUUCAUUCUGGAAGUGUUUCCUUUACCUUGUUUUUUCCACCUCUUCAAAAUGAGUCUGGCUUUAUCUCCUUAAAGAUAGGCAUGUCACUAGAAGGGAAAACUACUGCUUUUAAAAGGGGAGUGCCAGAUUUUAAAUGAAUGUCUGCUUCAUUGUGAAACAGUGUAUUUUAACUGUUGUAGCUUGAUGUAAUGUUAAAAGCAGAUUGCCUAAACUUUUAGCUGCAGUAUUUUGUCAUACUAGGGUCAGAUUGCAGUUUCAGGAGAGGAGAACUGCAGUCUACUCUUUCUCAUGAAAGAGAAAGGGAUGUUUAAUUAAUUACUUAAUGGUUUUGACAUCAACUAACAUUCCAUAUGAGCUGGACUGCUCAGAGUACAGUUGGCUGCCUUUUGUGGUCUGGUCUCUGAUGUUUGCCAGUUAGUGUAUUGCAGAGAAGAUGAACAGUUGUGGAAUGUUUCCUGGGUUCUGUCAUUGCCAUAAGAAAGUUUUGUCACUGAAUGUUAAGUUUAACAUUUUUGUGGGGAGUGAAUAAUCUGUUGGAAUCUUAAGUAUUAAGUAUGAAAUUUCAUUUUCAUUUCAUUAAAAUGCAAGGUUGCAUUGAAGUUACUGCAUGUAAGUUACUGUGCCACUGAAGCAGUUCUGGUGCUGGCAGUGAAGAUAUAAAAUGGGAAAAGCUUAGUUUAGUCCUCAAAAUCAAUCUAUUUUUUAUAUUUGUAUCAAACUGCCAAAGAAUACUUGUAAUACCUGAGCUCCCCUCAGUCCUCAGACUUCUGCAUAUCUCAACUAAAAAGACUUGGUUUAUACUGGAGACAGAUCUCAAGGUCUAGGAUUUGUCUAUAGAGGGGUGAUUAAUGAACCUAAAAUGAUUAGUUCAGCUGCAUUUGAUCCAACUUAAUCAAAUCUCCUAUGAUAGCUAGUUUAAUUGUGAAUGAAGCGUUCCUCCCAGAAUUAAUGUAGUUGAACUAAUCUGUAUUAUCACUUAGUUGGGAUUAUUUUACUGUCCCUGUGUGGGCAAUCUUCAGCGAGCUGUGCCAAAUGCACUGUGCAUAUCCACAACUUGAUCUCUGAAUGUAUGUCAUUGCAAUUAGCACCUCUCCCCAGCUUGUUCUGUGCGAAGGUCUGUGGUAUAGCUGUGACAUGCUGUAUGGCUGUAGUCUCCGGGUACCUGUACAUACUGUGUAAAACAAGGUUUUUAUGAUUAGGGAAUCAAUUUAUUGAACUUUAUUAUUGAAAGUUAAAUCUGAAUCUGUAAACCAAGAAAUCAAUAAAAGACUAUAAUCUUU
Molecule: messenger RNA, 3645 nt
Organism: Strigops habroptila (Kakapo)
Lineage: Eukaryota; Metazoa; Chordata; Aves; Psittaciformes; Psittacidae
Gene: NUS1
Product: NUS1 dehydrodolichyl diphosphate synthase subunit
Exons: 5
Coding region: 281-1150 (289 amino acids)
Cellular component (GO): endoplasmic reticulum membrane; dehydrodolichyl diphosphate synthase complex
Molecular function (GO): ditrans,polycis-polyprenyl diphosphate synthase [(2E,6E)-farnesyl diphosphate specific] activity
Source: RefSeq, a predicted model, not a curated record